This is a messenger RNA of Coturnix japonica (Japanese quail), 2636 nucleotides long. RefSeq lists its product as uncharacterized. Lineage: Eukaryota; Metazoa; Chordata; Aves; Galliformes; Phasianidae. The record is from RefSeq and is a predicted model, not a curated record.
CACUGCAGAAAAUCAGCCCAUCUGCAUGCCCUGUGCUUUAUCUGGCUGGCUGGAUUUCUCUUCGCUUUGUGGGGCAUGAAAGAAAUAGGUGUUUCCCCUUUGCCUGGUCUCUGCAUUCAGGUCUUCGGAAAUGGGGUACACUGACCAGGGGAGCCUUCUCCUCACCUCUCAGUCCUGUUCUCAUGCCUGCAACUAGCUCCAAGGUGUGGGACUUUGUAAAGAGCACCGCAGCUCGUCUUGGUUCAGUCUGAGUUCAGUCACCCGCAACCUUGCGGGUCUAUUUUGAACCAUUAUUCAGUCUGUCCAGUAUAGGGUUUUGUAUGGGGUUUCUUUUCUUUCUUUUUUUUUUUUCACUCUUGCUUCUGACAUCAUUUCCUGAACGCUAUAUUCACUGGGCUCUGUAGCCAGAUCGUCUUCUCUGCAUAUGAUGCAAGGAGCUCUUUAAAAUGGAUUUCAACUCUCCUUUUAUUCUGCAGUGUUUGCUGGUGAUAACGACUGUUACUGAUGGCUCUGCUACCAUGAUUGGUGUGUUCAGCGGCAGCUCAGCGAAGUUCCCUGUAGGAGCUGAAAACUUUCAGAAUGUCCCAAAAAUGAGCUGGAAUAAUAAGAACUGUUCCAUGGAUGUGGAACAAGAUACUUUGUUGGCCGAGUGUCACCCUUCUUCCAAGAGAUGGCUGAAACUGGAGAAUGGCUCUCUAGUGCUGAGGAGAGUGGAGAAAGAGGACGAAGGAAACUAUGAGUUUUAUUUCAACGAUACCAAAGUACUUUUUACACUGAAAGUAUUCGAGCCAGUCGUUGAUGUUUGGUGCUUCCCCAAUGGAACUGCAGACUUGACUUGUGACAUGGACAGCAACGAGAGCAUGACAUUUGAGUGGCUGCUGAACAACUCUCGGCUGAAUGCCCACGAAGCUUGUAUUAAGGAUGGUGGAAAGAAGGUCCGCCUGGAGAAAACUGUGCCUGGGGAAUUUGUAUGUAAGAUUAAACACGAUCAUGGCCUCAUGAGGACCAGGCCCAUUGUGCUCUCCUGCAGCUAUGGCGACCUUUUGCAGUACCCAUGGUUCAUCUACAUAUUGGCAGGAUGUGCAGGGGCCGCGGCCAUCCUGGUGGCUGUUGUGUCCUCACUCAUCUGUUGCUGCAUGAGGAGGAAGCACAAGUUCAUCGCUGUACCCUCAGAGGAAGAAAAGGAUGAUGGAAUAACAAUGUCGGUGGUGUCCAGUGAAGGUGUGAAGAGCCCCCCCAAUGGAGACCAUGUGGAGGCUCAAGCUGCCCAGAUUGACUGUCCUUCAGUUCCAGACACUGCCCGGACUGAUUCAGGCACUGAGCCUCAGCCCAUGGUGGAAGAAAACUUCCCAGUAGCAGCAGAGCCUGGGGAAAUGGCGGACCCAGAGGUGAUAGCUGAUGUGGAAAGCCAGGAAAAUGCUUCGAACUGUUUCCCUGACCCAAUUGAUAACUGAUCUGAUACGCUCAUUGUUCUGCCCUUUCCCGAGUCCCUUGACACCCAUCCUUUGCAUCCCAUAGUCUCGAUGUAAGAAUUGGUCUGAAAGAUUUUAGCAGGGGGAAGAUGUGAUGUGUUAGGCCUGCUGAGCUCAUUUACAGGAGAAAAAAAAAAAAAAGAAAAAAAAGAAAAAGUACAUGUGUGGCUUCAGGACCUUGGGCUGCCAGGUUCAGUAGAAAAAUUGGGCAGCUCUCUGGUGCUUUGCUUGUUAGCAGGCAUGCAGUUACUCUGUGGAGCUCUGAGGACACCUGGCAUCAAAUGGAUGAUGCCUCCUGCUUUCUGCUUGCUCCAUGCCUCCCAUCUCUGCCAGCCAGUGGUUCCUGCGAGGGGCAGGUGGGACAGGUAGAUGUGGCGGCAUGCCAGUCACAGGUAGAAACCAGGAACCACUGCAGGUCUCCUGAGAAAGUCUCUUAUCAGGAGGCACUGGCACAGGAUGCCCAGAGAAGCUGUGGAUGCCCCAUCUCCAGAGGUUUUCAAGGCUGGGCUGGAUGGGGCCCUGGGCAGCCCUAUCUCCCCAGUAGGUCUUUAAGGUCCUGUCUAACCCACGCCAUUCUGUGAUUCUAUAAUUUCAAAGCAUUUUUUCAGGGGCCCUGCAAGAAAGUCUGACCAAGGCUUCGGCAAAGCGUGUGCUAUGCUGGACAUUAAUCUGAACUGCUGCUCCAGACCCCACCGGUACCUUCAACCAGAGAGUAAAUGCUCAGGGUGCCAGAUCUCCAAAAGUUCUGUUGCCAGCUCUCUUUGCUUUCAGCAGAAGAAUGCCUGGGGCUUGGACGCAUUCAUUUUGGCAGAAAUAUUGAUUAUGAUGCUGAGAUCGUUCAUCAGUGCAAGCAUUAGUGCCUUUAGCGUAAUGGUUUAGCUACUCACCGCAGGCUGACCGAGCCGGCCAUCUGCCUGUGCAUGCAGGCUGCCGCAGAGCUGCGCUGUCUGCAAGGGCAGCCGCAAUUCGCAGUCCCUCCGGCUGUCCUUGCUGCAAUGUGCAUCUCGGUGCCAGGCGGGGGAGCCGGCGGGUAGCUGCGUACCCAGCUAUUGUUCUUUUAUGGUUGGUUUUGGUGUUUGGAGUUAUUUUGUUCCCCAUUUUCCCCGCCAUGAUGUUGUUUUUCGUUCCUAAUAAAAAGAUGUGUUUUCUAACUUGUUUCAGAAA